Molecule: messenger RNA, 387 nt
Organism: Zingiber officinale
Lineage: Eukaryota; Viridiplantae; Streptophyta; Magnoliopsida; Zingiberales; Zingiberaceae
Exons: 1
Coding region: 1-387 (128 amino acids)
Source: RefSeq, a predicted model, not a curated record
AUGGAGGGAGAUCAGCAAGAGAAUUGCUGCCGCAGGGUGAUCAGCUUGGAGCUGCGUCUCCAGGCGCUGGGGCCGGCGGACUCUCCGCCGCAGCCCUUCGUCUUCACCUGCCACUACUGCGACCGCAAGUUCCACAACUCGCAGGCCCUCGGAGGCCACCAGAACGCGCACAAGCUGGAGAGGAAGCGCCGCCGGGAACAGCUGGAACACGGCCACCGGGGUCGGCGUGAUUCCGCUGCAGGUAAUUGUGAGGGCGGAGGAGCGGAGGAGAGACAAAGGGAGGUGGUGAGAACGACGUGGAAGGGAUCGCUUCUCUGCCCUUCGACCACCACCGGCGCCGCCGACGAUGCUGCCGCCGGAGAGAUUGACUUGUCCCUUAAACUGUAA